CCGCGGCGUCGCGACGCUCAAGCUCUCGACUCUGCGUGAUUCGUGGCAGUGAGUGUCAGCGCAUCUACGAAGCUCCACGAGCGACAUGCGCUACGGCUGGCGGCGGCCUUGUCAAGUGUCGACUGCGAUCAGGAGGUGAUCGGAACAAAGGGGACCCCAUCAACGCCGGCGAAGAGAUCAAAGACGAAGACACCGUCCAGGAAGACGUCGUCGAGCUGCUGGUGAAGGGUGUACCAGGCGACGCAUGACGAGGAAAAGAGGGUGACUGGCAUGAACGACGUGGACGACGUUGCCGAGGACUCUCGCGGCGAUGCCCGUGGAAGCAGGGCUACGGGCUACACGAAAACGAAGACGACGACGACGACGAUUACGUUCCUCGUGUACGCCCCGACCGCUGUACGGUCGGCCCGACUGACGACACCCGGUUGUAACGAUUCGCCUACGCAGCGAUUUGCGUUGUUUUAUGCCGAGUGAGUACACGUAGGUGAAGUCAAAUUGACGAGUUCUCGGAUGGAAAGACUUCUUCGUGAAGAAAAGGACUUCCUCUCUGAUAGCAGGAAUCUCCUCUGAAGAACGGAUUUUUUUUCCAGGCAGAAAUCUCUGCCUAGAAGAUCAGAAAGACACUGAGCUACUCUCGGAGAGGCUCUCCUCUUCAACAUCGUGCGUGUUUCGCCUCGAGGAAUCUUAUGCAGAGGAAGAACAUCCACGGUUACCGGAAGACGUCCAAGACGGUGCUCAACGUGCACGAUAAUUUCAAGUGCGCGUGACACGAGGGGAACCAUGAGUGCUACCAGGAACGACCUUCCGGUGCGGCGAUGCAGUACGACGUGCAUCGCGUGAUUCGCGCCGAUUUCAAGUAGAGGAUCGGCCUCCUCCUCCACCUCCUCCUCUUCUUCCUAACGUCGUAAGUACCGCGGCGGCGGCCACCACUUACGGUGCAACGCGCUGGCCCGUCUCUCCCACUCGACCCUCCACAUUCGCGGGGGUAUCAAUCCUUACGACGAGGACACGCACACCAGGGUGGCACGAUAGUAUGACGGUGAUGCUGCUGCAACGUUCAGUCACCCCGCAGUCGACGCACAGCCAAAAGACAGCGACGAAGGACUGCAGCGCGAAGCCGCCCUUUCUCUUUCUGUUGGACGAUCGUGAGGAGCAUCGCCACUCGACCGACACCAACACCACGACUACUACAAAUAACAACAAUAACAAUAACAAUAAUAACAAUAAUAACAUCAACAAUAAUAACGUCUUCAAGAGGGGCGCCCGGAGGAGCAGUAGCCACGAUUGCGUCGCCGACGAGGCGCCGUCGUCGGUGACGUCCCAACGACUCGCCGGCGGUGGUCAGGACGUCGCGAUGCGAUAUUACCGUCUCUGGAUCUACGCCUGUAACCUGGUGUUGCUCGGUAGCGCGGUCGGCUUCGCCGCCGCGGUGUCGCAGACCCUCUUAUUCACCGGCGAUCCACGUCGCCACGUGGUGCCGGGUGUACCUCGCGUCUACGACCCCACCGCGCUUUACGGUUAUUUGGCAUUGGCGGCACAAUUAGGCCUGGUGCAACUGCUCGGCUGCAUCGCCGCCAGGCGACUCAGCGCCCGGCUGCUUCAUUUCUACUGGAUACUGUUGCUGGUACUGCUGUUCGGCGACGCUGUGGUUGGCGUCGCCUGGAUAUUCCGCUUCGAGAAGAUGCGCACCGAGCUCAGGCCCACGCUCAAGCUACGUUUACAGGUAGACUACGGGAAGGAAACACGAUUCAGCGACCAGUGGGACCGACUUCAGCGAGAAUUUGCGUGCUGCGGGGUAACCGGGCCUAAAGACUUCCCAAACAACCGCUGGCCACAAACUUGUUGCGGGCCGAGUGUGAACGCGAGUGAUCUCUGCCAGAAUCCGCACGGACGCGGCUGCGAGGAAACGCUCGUACGUUGGCUCAGAAAAACAGCGGAUCUGCUGUUCGUCCUGGGUUUUUGCGUGAUCGCCUUUGCUAAGCUCUGCUUCCUCGGAAUAUUACGCUAUGAGAUACGGGAGAUGAUACAGAAGAUACGUUUGUUAAGGGAACCACCACCUCCGGCUACGCCAUUCGGGCAACCGCCCUUCUGCCAAGUGCUGCCGGAAACCGCCAAUAACGGCAGCAUCGUCAGACGCACAACUCUGCCUAACGCGAUGACGCCUUCCGGCAAUGCGUCCCUAUUGCUGCAAUCGGACGAGUGCAAUACCGGCCGGCAUCCAUUGUUGGCGAACAAUCUGCAAGACGGCGGCGCUGACAGUGACACCAAUAGCCAUUGCGCGCUAAUACUCGAAGAAUCGACACCUACUUCGGCCAACAAUCACAACAAUUGCACAGCCGGUCGUGAGAAAAGCAACGGCAACAACAAUUACGAAAUGCGUGAGUUUAAUCGCAGAUUGCUGUUAUCGAACGGGGCCAGUCCGGGCACAGGCGUAACGGUAACGAAUAGUCAGAGUAAGCGUACCUGACUAUGGAGAUGGUGGCGAAACAC
This is a messenger RNA of Camponotus floridanus (Florida carpenter ant), 2490 nucleotides long. RefSeq lists its product as uncharacterized. Bases 1034 to 2467 code for a protein of 477 amino acids. Gene Ontology annotation, cellular component: membrane. NCBI's taxonomy places the organism in Eukaryota, Metazoa, Arthropoda, Insecta, Hymenoptera, Formicidae. The transcript has 5 exons. The record is from RefSeq and is a predicted model, not a curated record.